AUGAGUGCAAAAUACGACGAGUUGUUGCGUCUUGUGGUGGCGCUUAGUGACGCCUGUAAGCAGGACAAGAAUGUACUGAAGGACGGUGAACUUGUGGAUGCACUAGAGACACAUGGUCGACACAUUGCACGGCUUGGCAAGCAGCAGAACAAGAUGAAAGAGAAGACGCAGAGGAUCACCAUGUUGUUGCCUCUUGGAAGCAACAAGACGGUCAAGAUAAUCGAGGAAAAGGUGCUAGAUGGAGAAAAUGAGGCUGUUAAGGAAACUAUCAAGCGCAGGAAACACUUGAUGGAUACAGAGCCCAAGAUCGAUCCAUUAGACUACAGUCACAAACUUGACGCUUUGGACAUGUUCCCGUCUAUCGAGGUGCAACUGAAAUCGAAGCGAGUAUGCACGGACAAGUGUAUCGCUUCCCUGCAGAGUACCCCCAAGCAGGAUGUUGUGAUGGUUUCUACCGACACGGUGGACUCUUACCGAUCUACUACUGUGGCGGUCGCGGCCAAGGAGAACGCGGUCAUGGUGAGUCCACUCAAGAUGCAUCAGUAUAACCACAUACAACGAUCUGUGUCAUCUGAGCUGAAGGCCUCAGAAGCUGUGCGAGCAGCUUCGCCGCUCAAACAACUAUAUCGCGCAGCCUCCCCAAACAGUGGGGAUCUGUCAGCGUCCUCGACUUCGACCAUGGCGUCGUAUUAUGACAUGCACGACGAGCACGAUGUGUACCCUGAAACGACGCAGCGUUACGCUCGCUCGGCGACGAAUCGCACAUCUUCCUUCGAAUCAAUGGACUGGGCGUCAUCAGAUGAUGGCGUCAGUGACGAGUCCAUGCAGUUCCGUAGAAUUGCGAAUGACGAACAGCAGCAGUCAUCCGUUGUCAGGAUGCUGCCCCACCCGAGUCCAACCCACGAUGCCGACGAACGGCUAAAUUUUCCUGAAUUACAUUCAGAACGCAACGGUGACGCCUACUAUCUAGCAAAAGAAAGUGAACCUACCUCUGAGUCAUCAUCUCGCGUCACGCCUGUGAAACAGAAGCACAAUUCUCCUGUUGCACCCAACUCGACGGAAGUCGUGAUGGAGGUUCUGUACGGUAUAAUGGAGCACAACGAGAACUUUAAGUGGUUGAUAGACCCAAGUAACCAGGCUCGUGUAGCCAAGCUGGUCGAGUACCACUUGAGGGACCAGCACAAUGAUGGCGCGUCCAUUCAUGCUUUUGAAGAUAAGCAAUUUAUUAAUGAACUUCGGGCGCACGUGGACGGAUUGAUCCAUGAGAAUUUAAAGAUCAAGACAGAGAACGUUCGACUUAUGGAGAAAAGCUCACAGUUUGCGGUUGGAGUCAAGAAUGUAGAGAAACUUGAGAGGCAACUCGCGACGAGCGAGGAGGCUUUCAACAUGCAGGAGGAAUAUCACCGUGAAACUGAAGCGGUCUUUCAAAGUGAGCGAGAGAACAAGUUAAGGCUCGUGUCAAGUCUUCAGCAUGAUCUUGAAAAGAAGGAUUCUCAGAUCACGUUGCUCGCUGAAAAUGGCGUUGAUUCGCCUGCGAACGGCGAUAUCAUUUGUAACCCAGAGAUAUAUCGACUUAAGAACACAGUGAUGGAAAAGAACCGUGAGAUCUGCCGUCUCAAUUUUCAGCUAUCGACGAAGCAGCAACUUGUCGACGAGAUAGCCAAGAAAGUUGUACAGCAACUAGAGACUACAUUGAACAUUUCGUCUGGUGAGACCCUUUCGACGCUCGCCAAUGGCCUCCGUCUCGAUAUGGACAUGUUCCUGUUCAGUAAUAUCGCGGAGAAGCUUGAGACAAUUGAGGAGCUAAAGGCUGCUUUAUUGUCCAUGGAGCGUGAAGUGAGUGGACUGGAAUCUCGGGUGGUCAAGAAGGCACGCGACAAUUUACUGUUGAAAACGAAGUUCAAGUCAAUGUCCGAGCGCCUGACUGAGGCUAACGUGAACAUGUCUCGCGUUCAGGCGGAGAACGACUGUUUGGUGGCGUCAUUGAAGGAAAAGAAGGAGAAGAUGCACGACCUCAUUGAGUUCUUGGAGGGAAAGGAAGAGCAAGUUAUGCACUUGGAAGAGCAGGUGAACCUACGUCAGACGCAACUGGAGGACGUUGUGGCACAGUACAAAAAGAUGCAGCGCCAGCAGCUCGAUAAGAAGAGCAUGAGCGGUCAUUUACCUCAUCGUAAGGCUACCGUGUGCACUCAGUAA
Molecule: messenger RNA, 2196 nt
Organism: Peronospora farinosa
Lineage: Eukaryota; Oomycota; Peronosporomycetes; Peronosporales; Peronosporaceae
Source: the annotation of a GenBank genome assembly